Molecule: messenger RNA, 3193 nt
Organism: Amyelois transitella
Lineage: Eukaryota; Metazoa; Arthropoda; Insecta; Lepidoptera; Pyralidae
Product: sentrin-specific protease 1-like
Exons: 9
Coding region: 123-2213 (696 amino acids)
Biological process (GO): protein desumoylation
Cellular component (GO): nucleus
Molecular function (GO): deSUMOylase activity
Source: RefSeq, a predicted model, not a curated record
AUAAAAAAAAAGUUAAUGGCGGAAGCGAAUGGCGUGUCGUGCAAAUGUGAAAACGUGAAAUUCCUUCGUUUUGAAGAAUAUCAUUCAAUAUAAUCUAUGUAAUGGAAAGAUAAUUGUCUAAAAUGAAGUCCGUUGUGGCUUAUGUCCGAAGUCUUUUAGGUUGGAGUGACGAAAACCCAACAAUCAGCAGACCAAGCUUCAAACGCGACAGGGCAGACGAUGGUUUUUCUUCAGACGACGAGUCACCGGCACUCAAAAAGCUAAAACAGCUGAAGAGGACUAGUUUUCCAGGCAUUAUGGAUGAUUUAUGGGAGAAAGAAGACAAAACCAGUAAAAAUGUCCGAUAUGUUCCCAUACAAAUUGAGGCAGGUCACCCCAGCACUUCCACGCCGAAUCACGUGGUGCUCGGCAAACCUGCCUCCAGGGAGAGGACAGUGCCAAUAAAAGUGUUGGGAAUGUCGGAAAAUGGACCUUCCGUACUCAAGAAUAGGAGCCCACGGAUGCACACACCAGUCAGACCCAUCAUUCAUGCGGUUGUUGAUGACGAUGAUGAUGAAGAUGAUCAGGAGGUCACAUAUAUCGAAAGGAAACCCAGUAAACCAACUAAGUUCAUAAACCUUGAUGAUGAGGAAUAUGACGAGCCGGACCACAGCGCACAAGACGAUGACGUCAUUUUCGUGCCCGCCACCUCCGCCGGGAAACCCUACAGAUACUUCUACAACAGCACACGCAAUGACGAUGAUCCCAUUCAAUAUUACAAACGAAGUCGGAAGUUAAACGAAAGGAAUACGAAUAACACAUCUCCAAGGACUUACAUAAAAUUCAAAGCUCCACCCGGUAUAACUAAAACGUAUAAAAAAACACCAACACCCGUCCCCAGGUGGAUGCAAGCGUCGAAGCCCUCGAAUCUCUCAAAUAGUAGGAAUAGAUUAUUGAAUGUGAACGGGAAUGCUAGGUCAACACUAUCGGAAGUAUUUAAUUUAGAUGAAAAGAGAAAUUAUCAGGAGCUGAUCAAACGCGUGACGCAGUCUUUAAAGGCGCCGACGAUCGGGAAGCCUGGUGACGUCAUCAACCUGGCGGACGACGCGGCGUCCUUCAGAUUGACGCAGAGGACCCAGAGGAAGGCGUUAGAUGAAAUCAAAUUUGUUGAGAAAGGUCUCAGCGCGGAGAAAGAGAAUGAGGCUGCGAAGGAAUAUGACCCGAUCACGGUAGCGUCAAUUAACUCAUCGGAUUCUGAAGUGGAAGUAGUGCCGUCCGAGUCGUCGAGUUCCUCGGUUAGGAUAGACCCGAUAAAUACCCUAAAAGAUUCGUUCAAGGACAGAGCAAUUACGUCCAGUGAUUGGCUAACGAAGUUGGAUACGAAAUAUAAGAAGAAGAAGAAUGAUACGCAGGAAAAGUUGGCUGAGGCGCGGCGUGAGUCUGAUAUUAUUUCCAAGGUGAACAGUGAACAAAAAAUAGCACAUUUAGAGCACAAACUGAAAUAUGAGCUGAGCAUACCGGAGAGUUUGUUCGAAGAGCCCCAGCCGACCGUGGAGCUCCCACCGCUGACCCCGGAACAAGAGAAGCUCGUGAACAGAGCACUAGGACCCGGACCCCCGGGGCAAUUGCUUGUAGAGAAAUUCAACUUGAGAAUACACAGACGAGACCUCCAAACGCUGUCAGGUCUGAACUGGCUCAACGAUGAGGUGAUAAACUUCUACAUGAACCUACUGAUGCAACGGGCCGAGGAGAGGAAGGACCUGCCUAGAGUGUACGCAGCCAACACGUUCUUCUAUCCUAAACUCAUGCAGAGCGGACAGGCUGGACUUAGGCGGUGGACGAGAAAAGUAGACAUAUUCGCCAACGACCUAAUGAUUGUGCCGGUACACUUGGGGGUGCAUUGGUGCCUGUCCAUCAUCGACUUCCGGGACAAGAAGGUGUCGUACCUGGACAGCAUGGGCGGCCGCAACCUGGCCUGCCUCGAGGCCCUGCUGCAGUACUUGAAGGACGAGCACCAGGACAAGAAGGGGCAGCCGUUUGAUGCUGCCGGGUGGAACACGGAAUGCCUCAAAGACAUCCCGCAGCAGAUGAACGGCAGCGACUGCGGCAUGUUCGCGUGCACGUUCGCGGAGUUCGCGAGCCGCGGCGCGCCCUACUCGUUCACGCAGGCGCACAUGCCGUACCUGAGGAGGAAGGCCGCCUUGGAGAUACUCAUGGGGAAACUGAUGCUUUAGGACUGGUAAGCUGCACAAUAAUGGCGGGAUUUUCAAUUGUGCAUAAAAUGUGCAACUAGUGAAAGUGAAAUGGAACAGUGAAAACAUACUCUACAAAUCAGUGCAAAGACACAUGUAAGUACACGAAAUGACAAAAUAGUGAUUGUGAAGUCGGUGAUCGUGGAACGAUGUAGACUGAGACUAAUUUUAAGAUAUUUAAUAUAAUGUGUCGGAUGGUUUUUGUGUGACACUCGGAAGAAAUAUAGAUUUAAUGAAAAUGUAAGUAUUUUGUGAUUUAAAUUACUGAUCAAGAGUGCAAUGCACUUUGCUACAAGUUUGCAUCAAAAUGCAUCUUUGUGAAAAGGUAUCUAAACUGCACAUCAAUUUGUUGUAAAAAUAAGGCUACAAGAAUAAUUUGAACUAAAUUUUUAAGAUAAAAACUUGAAUAAAGUCCAGAGGGACUUGACGAACUUAAUGCUUUUUCACCAAUCCACACAAAUAAUAAAGAGAUAAGAUUUUUAUUUUUGCAUGUUUGUAGCGAAUAAACUCAAAAACUACUGGACUGUUUCAUGAAAUUUGUGCACAGAUGUAGAAUAGACCUUCGGGAGUAACAUAGGUUUUUUUAUCUGGAAUUUACCACGGCAGCGAAGCUAGCAAAAGCUAGUCUACACUAAUAACCAUUAUUAAUAUCACAAUGAAGACCACUCGAACAUAGGCUCUCUUUUUAUCUUAUGAGCAAGUUCCUAGUAGUGUUCUCAAUGAUGACACUUUAUAAGUCCCGGACUUAAUACAGAUCUUGGUAUAAUAAAAUAAAGAGGAUUCUCUUUGAUUUUACGCAAGCAAGCUGCCGAUUGACAAUUUUCACAAGAGAAUAUCGGGAGUAUUCUGUGGAAUACUAAAAGCUAAUCCGUCAUUGCUACAAAGCGUACCAGGAAGAAAUAAAAAAAAAACUAUAAUAAACCAUAGACCUCUUGGUGCAGUGGGGUAAACAUAUUUGGCAA